This is a messenger RNA of Gigantopelta aegis, 3881 nucleotides long. RefSeq names its product cAMP and cAMP-inhibited cGMP 3',5'-cyclic phosphodiesterase 10A-like. The record is from RefSeq and is a predicted model, not a curated record. NCBI's taxonomy places the organism in Eukaryota, Metazoa, Mollusca, Gastropoda, Neomphalida, Peltospiridae. The transcript is spliced from 2 exons. Gene Ontology annotation, molecular function: 3',5'-cGMP-stimulated cyclic-nucleotide phosphodiesterase activity; protein binding. Gene Ontology annotation, biological process: signal transduction; negative regulation of receptor guanylyl cyclase signaling pathway. Bases 40 to 2436 code for a protein of 798 amino acids.
UUGAGCUGUAGUAAAAUGAAUGCAAAAUAAUCAAAAACAAUGUCAGGUGCGUAUCAACACCAACUAAGAAGAAAUCCGUUCCCAGGGAAACGAACCCAAUUACGGAUGGCACCUAAAGUAGGUAGCCACUACCCAAGGACGUCACGUUCAUUGAUGGAAGCACCCCAGACUUGGGACUUGGAUCCUUCGUUGCUAAAUACUUAUUUUGAAAAUCAUCCUAAACUACUUGACGAAAUUAUUCUUAAUUUAAGUGAGAACAAAAUCAUAUAUCUACUGCACAUUCAAGAGAAACGAUCGAACAUAUGGGAAUCUGCGUCUAAAGGACAGAACAACAGGUCCGACCCCCAAAAGCGUUACGAACUUUCAUCUAUCAAAGUACAAAGUCAGGCAUUUUUAAGAGAAGGCAAAGAACCAGAUCUGAGCAAAGUUCUUUUCAAUGCUGCAGAAAGUUUGGCAGCUACACUACAAGUUGACUGGUUUUCCUUAUAUCUUCCAACCCGAAAUAAUACAUCUUUAUAUGAAUAUGAUACCGGAGGUAGCGAAACUCACCAUGGUGUUAUAACGAAAGGAACAACAGUGUCAGCAGAAGCCGCCUUAUUAGGCGAAACGUUAAUUGUAGAAAACCUACAGCAAGAUGACAGGUAUCCAAAGGGUGUUGGACACCCAGAGAGAGAUGUCCACAGUGUUCUCUCAAUCCCUAUAGUAUCAAGUUCAGAUGACAUGCUUUGUGUUAUAGAACUGUGUAGAGACCGCUUUAAGAAACCAUUUGGUAAACACGAUCUGGUUCCAGUUAACUGGUUGCUUGGUUGGAUGGCUUGCUCUUUGCAACAAGUAAAUAGAAACAGAAUACUCGAUCUCCAGACAAAACUGAACGAUUUUCUCUUAAACUUGUUAUACAAGAAAGUUAGUAUUGACAAACUUGUUGAACAAAUACUACUUUUCAGCAAAGACUUGGUGCAUGCUGACCGAUUUGUAAUGUUUUUGAUCACAGAGGAAAACAAUAAUUUGUACGCAGAUUACUUUUACGAAGGUUUAUCAAAGAAAAGAAAGCACGUGUUUUUAACUGAAAAACAAUUACCCUUUUCAUGUCAUAAUGGAAUUGUCGGUCAUGUGUUCAAAACUGGUCAACCCGUCAACAUCUGCGAUGCUUAUGAAGAUAAACGCUUUGAUCCAACCGUUGACGAAAUAAACGGUUACCAAACCAAGAGCCUUUUGUGCAUGCCGAUUGUGACCAGAUCCCGAGUGGUCGGAGUAAUUGGAAUGGUAAACAGACUUUCAAGAGAUCAUUUUACACACGAAGACGAACAUGUCUUCAAGGACUAUGCAGUUUAUUGUGCCUUGGCUCUGCAUAAUGCCAGAAUGCAAAAUAAACUCCAUCUCUGCGAACAUUUCUGCAAACUAAAAUACGAAAUGCUCCAAUACCAUAUCGUCGCUCCAGAAGCGGAGUCUCGAAUGUUGAAAAAAGACACACCUCCCGAAAUAAUCCCGGAUAAGUUCUUUUUGUACGAUUUUAACCCUUACGUACAUGAAAAGGUGUUACCCCAGUUAUUCAUAUACAUAAUACAUGAUCAGUUUGGGACAGAUACCUUUGAUUUUACUAAGCUUUGCAGGUUUAUCAUGACUGUAAGAAAGAAUUACAGACCAUUAGCGUAUCACAAUUGGAUUCAUGGGUUUCAGUUGGCACACUCUUUGUACUGUAUGGUUAGAACAAACCGAGGUAUUUUCACCAGUCAGGAAGUAAUGGCUAUGAUCAUCGCCGGCUUGUGUCACGAUCUCGACCACCGCGGCUACAACAACGUCUUCUACCAGAAACUGAAUCUGCCACUGGCCGACCUGUAUGGGUCAUCGGUGAUGGAACAGCAUCACUACAAACACACCGUCACGAUCAUGCAGCUGAAGGACCAUGACAUAUUCUGCUUUCUGAACGCCACCGAGUACAAAGAGAUGUUGGAGAUGAUCCACGACGCCAUACUAUCCACAGACGUAUCUCGUUUCUUCAACGACAAAGAUGAAAUAGUGAAACUCAUCGAAAGCAAAACCUUCGACGUGCAGAUCGACCAUUGCAGGAAGUUAAUAAAGUCGCUCAUGUUGACGGCGGCUGAUUUGUGUUCGGUCGCCAAACCAUGGUCGACACAGCUGGACAUGGUGACCCGUCUCUACAGGGAAUUCUACCUGCAGGGCGAUGUAGAAAAAACGCACGGCCUUCAGCCCAAUGAAACGAUGGACAGACAUCUCAGAAACAAAAUUCCACACCAGCAAGUUAACUUUAUUCUAUUCAUUUGUCAGCCGUUGUACUCCACAGUGGUGCGGGUUCUACCGGGAACCAUGCCUUUAUUGAAAGGAACCAUGUUAAAUCUGACAAUGUGGCAAACACUUAUGAAUGAAAAGAAACAGGGAGAUAUAUUCAAAAAUCUUGAUCUGACAAGAAAAGACUGAUUAAAUAAUAAUAAUAAUAAUAAUAAUAAUAAUAACAAUAAUAAUGUUAACAUAGUUAAAAAUUAAUGUCAGUAGACAGUUCUCCGCCAUUAUACACACGUAAUGGAAUAAUAAGUAUUGUUGUCUUUUGUCAUCAGAGAUAAGAUAUACAUAUUUUGUAUUAAAAAUUAUGUGGGAACAGUUCGUCACUUUGUUUCCAUUGACUAUUUAGUGCUCAUCUACAAUGGACGCGGGGCGCGUGUGUAUGAUGCGGCCAAAAAAAUAAUUAAAAAAAAAAUAAAUGUAAAAUAUACGGAUAGUUUAUGAGAGUAACUACAUUGGGUGCGGUGCGAUACAUGCGUUAGCAAAACACUUGACGCCAGUAGCAAUGAAAUAACCGAUCGCAUACGUGUCUGAUGUAUUGCGCAAAUGUGAUGAGCUUUAAAAUACAACAAAUAACAUAACACUGGGUGAUGAACUCUUAAUCAUUCUUCAGACAUUAGCUCUAUGCUAUUUGUACAGGUGGCACUUUAUCAGUCUACAGACAUUAGCUAUAUGUUACAUUUGCAGGUGACACUUUAUCCGUCUUCAGACAUUAACUAUAUGCUAUUUUUACAGGUGACACUUUAUCAUUCUUCAGACAUUAGCUAUAUGUUAUUUAUGCAGGUUACACUUUAUCCGUCUUCAGACAUUAGCUAUAUGUUACUUGUGCAGGUGACACUUUAUCAUUCUUCAGACAUUAGCUAUAUGUUAUUUAUGCCGGUGACACUUUAUCCGUUUUCAGACAUUAGCUAUAUGUUACUUGUGCAGGUGAGACAUAAUUAGUCUUUAAUACGGACUUGGGGGAUGCUGGAUGUCUAUUUGAAACGGUUUUACUAUUUCAAUACCUCGUUACAUUUGUUCCUUCUGUUACAAGGUUUCAAGGCUGUACGGUGUGUGGUAUGCAUAACGAAAUGUUCAACGGUAAUACUAGGGUCGUACCUAACUUAAUAGAGAUGGGGGUGGGGGUAACAGUAAAGAAAGAGAGUCUGAGUACAGAAAUAGAGGGUUUUUUCCAGGUACACAAAUAGGGCACAAUUUUGUAUGUUUCAGGGGUGGGUGCAACUGCUUCCCCUUUACACCACAUCUAGGUACGGUCCUAGGUAAAGGGAGUUGCAUUUCAUCAAUUUAGGCAUCUAUGUAAGAACUGUAUUUAAACAUUUCGAUUCCGUAUAGGAAAGAAGUGCUGCGCAUUUUUCUCUUUCUGAUUCCAUUAAAUACUCCGCACAAACGAAGCCAUACCGAACACAGUUCAGUUUGUGUAAAUAACAUAUGAUACUUUAUUUAAUGUUGUAGGCUAUAUUUGGAUUAAUUUCGUUUGUACUUUUAUAUUUAUUGUGCUUUUUAUAAAAUUGUUUUCAUUUGUUCUUUUAUUUAUGGACAAUAAAAAUAAUCAUAAUAAUUAUAAUAAAAAUAUUCAAAAGAUA